This is a messenger RNA of Periophthalmus magnuspinnatus, 3414 nucleotides long. RefSeq names its product protocadherin beta-15-like. The coding region runs from base 104 to 2692 and encodes 862 amino acids. Gene Ontology annotation, cellular component: plasma membrane. Gene Ontology annotation, biological process: homophilic cell-cell adhesion. The transcript has 3 exons. Gene Ontology annotation, molecular function: calcium ion binding. NCBI's taxonomy places the organism in Eukaryota, Metazoa, Chordata, Actinopteri, Gobiiformes, Gobiidae. The record is from RefSeq and is a predicted model, not a curated record.
ACCCACUUUACUGUUUUGUUGGGAGCAAACACGUUGGCUGAUGUUGUGGGCUUCGUCAAUUGAGUUCAACAUUUAGGUUCCUAAACUGAAGUGUUUCCUAUUCAUGGUGAUUUCAACACUUUUCAAUUGUUGGAUUGUUUGUCCAAUCAUGGGACACAAAACGCGCUGUGCAAAAAUGUGGUGGCUCAGCUGUCUAUUCACCGUAGCUUUGUGGACAAUAGCCUCUGCGCAGCUGAGAUAUUCUAUCACUGAAGAAGUUGGAGAAGGAACCAUUGUCGGGAAUGUAGCAAAAGAUUUGGGUUUGGACAAGAGUGCUCUCAAAGACAGGAAGUAUCGCAUUGUGUCUGGUGCUGCAGAGUCCCUUUUUCACGUGGAUCAGAAAGACGGUAAUUUGUAUGUGAGCCGUAAGAUUGACCGAGAAGAGGUGUGUGAAAAGAGCUCUACGUGUUUAAUCAAUCUUAAGACUGUGUUAGAAAACCCGCUGGAGGUGCAUUACGUUGGAGUAGAGGUGCAGGACAUAAACGACAACGCGCCGAUUUUCCCUGAAUUGGAAAAAACACUGGAGAUUUCAGAGUCCGUGUUACCGGGAUUUCGGAUUCCUCUCAAAGCAGCGAGAGAUCUGGACAGUGGGCAGUUUUCUAUUCAGCACUACAAACUUAGUGCGAACGAGCAUUUUCGUUUAGAAGUUACUGAUAUGGAAGAGGAUGGCAAAAUACCAACAUUAAUUGUACAAAAACCGCUUGAUAGAGAGGCACAGAUGCGUCAUUCGCUUGUGCUUACGGCCCUAGAUGGCGGGAAACCUCCCAAAUCUGACCAAAUGCGAGUAAUUGUCAAUCUCUUAGACAUAAAUGAUAAUGCACCUGUCUUCACUAAUGGCGACGUAUCGGUGACGCUUAGUGAAAAUGCCCCACUAGGAACCACUGUCCUUCAGGUUAAUGCCACAGAUUCAGACGAAGGAGCGAAUGGCGAGGUAGUUUAUGGUUUUAGUAACAGUGUAAAGCAACGACUAUUGAAUGUAUUCGACAUUAAUCCACAAACAGGCGAGAUAUUUGUUAAAGAUUUAAUAAACUUUGAGGAGAAAGAAAAGUAUAUAAUUGAAGUAGAGGCGUCAGAUAAAGGCGUGCCUCCGUUGGCCACGCAGAAAAAGGUAAUAAUAAAAAUAGUAGAUGUGAAUGACAAUGCUCCUGAGAUUGAAGUCACCUCGUUUUCCAGCUCCAUUCCUGAAGACUCUCGGCCCGGGACUACUGUGGCUCUGAUCAGUGUUAAUGACAGGGACUCUGGGCUGAACGGGAAAGUGACAUGUACAAUAGAAGGAGAUGUUCCCUUUACACUGUCUCCUUCCCUACAGGACAAAAUGUAUUCACUCGUGACUAAAUCCGCUCUGGACAGAGAGACACAGUCACAGUAUGUACUGUCCAUAGCUGCCACAGAUCACGGCCAGCCCUCACUUAAAUCUGAAAAGAACAUAUUAAUUGUAAUUUCAGAUGUGAACGACAACAGCCCAGAGUUUGUCCUUACUCCAUAUAGUUUUUAUAUCACUGAGGGCAAUGAAGCAGGAGCGCAGCUGUUUUCAGUUCAGGCUAAUGACAAAGAUGAAGGUGAAAAUGCUCAUAUUUCUUAUCAUAUUUACAGAGAUGGAAGAGCAGAAAAUAAAGUGACUUCAUUUCUUAAUAUUAAUAGUGAAAAUGGGCAAAUCACAGCUCUGAAAAGCUUUGACUUUGAGACAUUAAAGUCGUUCCAGUUUCAAGUGGUGGCCUCAGACUCUGGGACUCCAUCACUGAGCAGCAACGUGACAGUGCACGUGUUCAUUCUGGAUCAGAAUGACAAUGCUCCAGUCAUUCUGUAUCCAGUCAGCUCUAACGGUUCUGCUGAAGGAGUGGAGGAGAUCCCCCGCAAUGUGAACGCGGGACACUUGGUGACUAAAGUCAGGGCCUAUGACGCUGAUAUCGGAUAUAACGGCUGGCUGCUGUUUUCACUGCAGCAAGUGACUGACCACAGUCUGUUUGGGUUGGACCGCUACACAGGACAGAUCAGGACACUUCGCUCAUUGACAGAGACAGACGAGGCCGAGCACAAACUCGUCAUACUGGUCAAAGACAAUGGCAACGUGUCCCUGUCAGCUACAGCUACUGUGCUUGUCAAAGUGGUGGAGCCCAGAGAGGCUUUUGCAGCUUCUGAUGUUAAGAGCUCCACUAAAGACUCUGAGGACACUAAUGUGACUUUUUACCUCAUGAUAACUCUGGCCUCAGUCUCGGCUCUGUUCAUUAUCAGUAUCAUUGUGCUGAUUGCAAUGCAGUGCUCCAAGUCCAGCACUGACUACACGUCCAAGUACUUACAGGACACAAACUAUGACGGGACUCUGUGCCACAGCAUCCAGUACAGAUCUGGAGACAAGCGCUACAUGUUAGUUGGACCCAGAAUGAGCGUAGGAUCCACUAUAGUCCCAGGGAGUCAAGCCAACACACUGGUGCUGCCUGACAGGAGGAGGCCCUCUGAGGAGGACACAAACUAUGAUGGGACACUCUGCCACAGCAUUCAGUACAGAUCUGGAGACAAACGCUUCAUGUUAGUUGGACCCAGAAUGAGCGUAGGAUCAACAAUAGGAGCAGAAGGCCGUGCACACACACUAGCUCACCCUGAUAGAAGCCGCACAUCUGAAGAGGUACGCUUCCGUAUGGCAGUGGAGGAUUAGGUGGCAAGCUGUGUGUUGAGCAUCACCUUCAUCUUGUGGCAAAGUCAGUGUCCAUCCAUGGCUGUCUGGACGUGCACUGUAGUAGGCUACACUCUCACUGUGCUUUUCUGCUGUAAUUACAACUAUUUCUGUAAAUAUCCACAAAUGCAUGUUGACAAUAGUAUUAAUUAGAGUAUGGAUUGUGAUUUGUAAAUGAAUCAUUCAUUAAAACUUAAGAUCUUUGAAAACAAUAUGUUUGCUUUCUGCUAAGGGAAUAGUUCAGUGUUUCAGUUUGUGUAUUACCUAGAAGUGGAGAACAUUGCUAACAGGGACUAAACUACUUUCAUAUGAUAUUUUUGAUGCAUUAUAUUAAGCUCCUUAUUACAAAAAUAAGGUCUGAGUAAUACAAUGUGAUAUGUUGGAUAACUGAAUGUAUACCUUUUCUUGCAUGCUAAAUGUUACGUUCAACAAAAGCAGUAAUGUAUCUUGCUUCUUGGACAAUGAACAUGGACUGAUUUUAUACUUUUGUUUGAUAUUGCACAAGCCACAUGUGUUAAGGGCUUUGUAAUGCUGGUGGUGUCAAGUGAUGUGCCAUGUCUUGGGGUUACUUUUGGCAAAGCAAAAGAGUGAUGUAAAAUACUUCUCAUUUUCUUACUGUGAAGUUUACUCCCUGUUAUAUUUUCUGCCAUGUGCUUUUAGAGGAAGGAGCAUGUUAUAAAAGUAUAAUUUAGGUAAUACACUGU